Molecule: messenger RNA, 2559 nt
Organism: Ustilago hordei
Lineage: Eukaryota; Fungi; Basidiomycota; Ustilaginomycetes; Ustilaginales; Ustilaginaceae
Exons: 5
Coding region: 1-2559 (852 amino acids)
Biological process (GO): Mo-molybdopterin cofactor biosynthetic process
Molecular function (GO): 4 iron, 4 sulfur cluster binding; GTP 3',8'-cyclase activity; cyclic pyranopterin monophosphate synthase activity
Source: RefSeq, a predicted model, not a curated record
AUGACGCUUGCAGGUCCCAGUAGGCUAGGCGCUUGGUCCUCGCUUGUCAUUCGUCGCAGCACCACAGGGGGCGGGGCUGCGUGCCCACAAUCAUUACGGCACUACUCGCGCACGUCAACCCUCUCGAAACCGCUGACUGCAGGGGCAGAAGCUUCAUCUUCCUCGUACGACCCUUCGGUUGCCAUCUCCGCACUUCAACAACAGCAACAGCGAGUUCGUCAGCGAAUCUCAGAAAUCGAUUCUCGUCUCGAACCACCCUCCCCCUCCCACGUCCUGCGAGACCGACAUGCCCGACAGCACACCUACCUUCGCAUCUCGCUCACCGAAAAAUGCAAUCUCCGCUGUCUCUAUUGCAUGCCUGAGGACGGUGUACCUCUGACACCUUCCAACGAGCUUCUUUCGACCUCUGAGGUGGAACGCCUUGCAUCGCUAUUCGUCUCUCAAGGUGUCAAUAAGAUCCGACUUACCGGUGGAGAGCCUACUGUUCGCUCAGAUCUACCGCAGAUUGUGUCCUCGCUGAACGAGCUCAAACAGCAUGGGCUGGAACAGAUCGGAAUUACUACAAAUGGUAUCGCGCUGGGCAAAAGGAAAUUGGAUACGCUGGUACAGAAUGGGUUAACGCAUCUGAAUGUUUCUUUGGAUACAUUGGAUUCGUUCAAGUUCGAGUUCAUGACGAGAAGGAGAGGCCAUGAAGCGGUGAUGGCCUCUAUAGAAAGGGCUCUCGCAUUAGAGAUGCCGAGUGUCAAGAUCAAUGUGGUGGUGAUCAAGGGAUUGAAUGAUAAGCAGGACGUGAUUGAUUUUGUGCGGUUUACGAAGGAUAAGCCUAUCACUAUCAGGUUCAUUGAAUACAUGCCAUUCGACGGCAACAAGUGGCAAGUGCAAAAACUUGUCCCGUAUAGGGAUUUGGUCAAGACCAUCCAAUCCGAAUUCCCGGACUUUGAACGUAUUGCCAAUCGCGACGAUCCCAACGACACUUCCAAGCAUUGGCAUGUUCCUGGUCAUCAGGGUACUGUCGGCUUCAUCACAAGACUCCGCAUCACUGCGGAUGGUAAUCUCAAGGUCUGCCUGUUCGGCAACGCAGAAGUCAGUCUUCGCGAUGCAAUGCGCACCGGCUUUGGCCCUAUACCCUCCUUGAGCGCAGGCUCAAAGGGUCAACCAGCAACAGACGACCAGCUUCUGCAACUGAUCGAAUUGCUUACCAAGAUCGUUCCACUUUUCAAUAUUAUCCGCACGUCUUCAGGUGUCCGCAACAAAGAUCGGCCUAUGCGACGCUGCGGAAAGACGGUUCGGAAAGGAUCUGGUUUUAUGGCUCCGCGCCGUGGGUAUCAUUCUUCCGCACAUCGUCAACAGCAUUCGAACAAGGUAGAGGAGGAAGAAGAGGACGACGAUGACAACCCAUGGGGCGACCUUGAUAAAGCAUUCGAGAAUCUCCAAGACAAAUCGCUUUACAAACAGGUCUACGUCAAACAUCCUGGCUCUCCUCAUGCUCCAUCCUCGGAGGAUGCGGUAGCACCUUUGAGCGCGGCAAAAGAUCCAAUCGCAGAGAUGGAAGAAGCUAUCUUCGCCCAAGCUGGUGCUGCGGCUGUGAGAGGGCCCAGUAAGCCAGAGCGAAAUGUAACGAUGGCGCCAUUGUCGGGAGUAAAGUUCUCUGAAGUGCCUCCUUCAGUGGGCGGAUCCGGCGCCGACUUGAACGGGAUUAGUAUGGAUGGGGAUGCGGGUGCUAAAUGGUCCGAAUACAUGGGUGCUACGGGGGAAGAAGACGAUUCGCCAUGGUCAUCUCUAGAUGCUUUUGCGGAUAACCCUGAGUCUUCUGCACAAUUUGCUGUUCCUCUGCACCUGCAGGAACAACAGAAGCUUAUGCAGACUAGUGCUCAACACUUCGCCACCGCGACACCCCAGCACCAUCAGCAACACCCGGCAACAGAUGCAUUCGCGGCGAAUAGCGCUUUCAUCCAACAACAAACCCAGCCUGAAUCUUCGGAAGAGGCAAUGUUCGCCCAAGCUGUAGCUCGGAUGCUCAAUCACACUUCUUCUUCCUCCUUCCACGCGAAUCAAGAGAAUCCGGGCAAUUUAUCUCACAUCGACGCCUCUGGAUCAGCAUCAAUGGUCGACGUCUCUCCCAAACCCACCACCCUCCGCUCCGCAACCGCCACGGGUCGCGUUUACAUGCCUUCUUCCGCCAUCACUCUCAUCCGCACCACAGGAGACCCAUCUGGCAAGGGCCCAGUUCUACACACCGCGCAGUUGGCUGGAAUCAUGGCUGCUAAACGAACUUCCGAUCUGAUUCCACUUUGCCACCCUCUCCCUCUUACGCAUGUCGAAGUGAAGCUAGAAGUGGAAGAUGGAGAAGAAGGUGAAGGAUGGAUGAGUGUAGAAUGCACAGCAAGAACAGCAGGUCAAACCGGUGUGGAAAUGGAAGCUUUGACAGGAUGCAUGGGCGCUUGUCUGACUAUUUGGGACAUGGUCAAGGCUAUUGCCGGGAAAGGGAUGCGGAUUGGGGAGGUGAAAGUUGUGAGAAAGGAGGGCGGGAAGAGUGGAGACUGGGUACGCUACAAUUAG